AUGCCUUCCGUCUCUAGAACCACCAAGUCGCCCAAGUCGGCUCUCAGAAGAAAGUCCAACCACAAGUUCACCAUCGACUGCACUGCCCCAGGUGGAAAGAUCCUCGAUGUCGCCUUGUUCGAGAAGUUCCUCCACGACAAGAUCAAGGUCAAGGGAAAGGCCGGAAACCUCGGUAACGAUGUCACCAUCACCCGUGAGAAGUCCAAGAUCGUCGUCCAGGCCACCAUCCCAUUUCUCCAAGAGAUACUUGAAGUACCUCACCAAGAAGUUCUUGAAGAAGAAGCAGAUCCG
Messenger RNA from Acytostelium subglobosum LB1, 291 nucleotides. RefSeq lists its product as hypothetical. Gene Ontology annotation, cellular component: ribosome. The annotation marks the transcript as partial. Gene Ontology annotation, molecular function: structural constituent of ribosome; RNA binding. Lineage: Eukaryota; Evosea; Eumycetozoa; Acytosteliales; Acytosteliaceae. Gene Ontology annotation, biological process: cytoplasmic translation. The transcript has 2 exons. The record is from RefSeq and is a predicted model, not a curated record.